AUGGUGGUUCACGCCUUACACCCUCAGCUCAAAGCCGAAGUGAUUGUGCACGGAGUUGCACUGUCAGAGUACGACGAUGUUGAGAAAAAGAGGCCAGCUGGACUUGACGACGACGACGACGAUGAUGAUGAUGAUGAUGAUGAUGUAUCCGAAAAGGAAGUACGGAAGGCUAUGGCCUCAAUUGGAACUAUCGAGUUGCUCUUCCACAUGGUCACCAACAUACAAAGAAAUAAGAAACUUGGAAGAUACACUAGCAUUGCCAGAAUAUCAAUCGGUGUCGGACAAACUUGUCCAAGACUCGUGCAUAUCCUUGAAGACAAUGUAGGGUCACCUCCAACCACUCAACUGUUGAUCAUGUUCAUGGAGAAGAUCACCCGUUCGCAACGAUUAGCUUCAAGUAGCGCUCCCGAGGUCAGCACACCAGUUCAGAAAGUAACUCUCGUUUUCACUAACAAAAUCAUGCAAGAUGACUUAAAGUCACUCAAGAUAAUCUCACGUUCACCGAGCCCUGUACCUCUUGAAGAUUGGCCAACGAAAGACUUAUCUCACCAGGAGAUGAUAGAACUACUCAACCGUUACAAGGCAAAGGAUGCACGAGCCCGAAAGAGGAAGCGCGAUCACACUGAAGAAGAUGAAGUUGUUGUGAUCGAGACAACGAAACGCAAGAAACGCUAG
This is a messenger RNA of Plenodomus lingam JN3, 675 nucleotides long. Lineage: Eukaryota; Fungi; Ascomycota; Dothideomycetes; Pleosporales; Leptosphaeriaceae. The record is from RefSeq and is a predicted model, not a curated record.